Molecule: messenger RNA, 2313 nt
Organism: Saccharomycodes ludwigii
Lineage: Eukaryota; Fungi; Ascomycota; Saccharomycetes; Saccharomycodales; Saccharomycodaceae
Gene: PAN3
Product: PAN-complex poly(A)-binding subunit PAN3
Exons: 1
Coding region: 1-2313 (770 amino acids)
Biological process (GO): mRNA processing; nuclear-transcribed mRNA poly(A) tail shortening
Cellular component (GO): PAN complex; P-body
Molecular function (GO): metal ion binding; poly(A) binding
Source: RefSeq, a predicted model, not a curated record
AUGGAAUGGGCAAAAGACAUUCCCUGUAGAUAUAUUUCCUUAUAUGGGUUUUGUAAAAAUGAAAACAAUGGAUGUUGUUACAAUCAUGAUAUAAAAAAAAAAGACAUCCAAGCGGUAAAAGUGCAUGAUGAAUCUAAAAGAGAAGAAGAAGAAGGAGAAGAAGAAGAAGAAGAAGGAGAAGCGAAUGAUAAUGAUAGUGAGCAAAUAAAGGACCAAAAAAGUCAAAAACACAAGCAACAGCAACAGCAAGAAAAUAAUAAUGGGGAGGAUAAUGCAGACCAAGAAGACAAAAAUGAAGAAAUGGUUCCAAAAGAAAAAAGAACACCCUCAAAAUUUAACCCUAAUAGGACGUUGCCCUUUACGCCUUUUUCGAAAAUAAUAGCUCCAAAGGCUGAUGAUAUGGAGUCAUCAUUAUCAUUGAACAAUACAAAAUUAACAACAGAGAAUAUCGCUGUUAUUCCUGCUUCUGCUUCUUCUUCUUCCUCUUCCAAAUUUAAUCCGUAUGCCCAAACAUUUACACCUCAUAGUGCAGGAAAUAAUAUUACAUUAAAUAAUAACAACGCUAAAAACCUCAAUGAUGUUCCAUCUUCAACUUUUAUGAAAAAAAAAGUUUCCAGUAACAAUAAAUUGGUAAGUAAUAUUAAGCCCUCUAUUAUUGCCAAAGAUAAAAAUACUAAUAACUUACCCUCACCAACAUCCCCUGUUGCCACCAUUAAUACUACUGGAAUAGCUGGAAAUGGAGGCGUAUUCACUAGAUUACUAUCGCCUAAAACCCAAGAUAUUAAUUCUUCGGCAACGGCGACGGCAAUGCUGAAUGCAAAUAACUCAAUAAUUAUGAGCAAAGAAGAAGGAUCUUUACCUUUAUCUACCUCAGCUUCAUCAUUACAUCUAACAUCGAAUGGUAUCGGUGCAGUUACUACAUUUCAAAAUGGAUUCCCAUCCGUGCCAUCCACUGCAUCUGGUCUUCCCCUAACAUCAUCCUAUUUACAACAUCAUUUGUAUGCGCCAGACCCUCCACCACAUUUACAGGUUCCCAUUGAGCCACACCAAAGGACACCUCAGAUGUUGUUCAUUCCAAAUAAUGUUCGUAUUGAAUUGGUUGAAAAAAAUAAAGAUCUAUUGAAUUACACGAUUCCUAACCCACAAGAAUUUAUUCCUUCUAUUGUAAACGAAUAUUUUGGUUUGGUUCCAUUAAACUAUGUGACUUCACCCAGUUGUAAAUGUUAUAAAGUGUUUUCGAACGAGGAUGGAACUGUUUGUUUAUUGUAUAGAAUACCAAAUGCCCCCAUUGAAAUAGCAAAUCCUAAACUUAUUGCAUCAACAUUUUCCAAAUGGUCGUUGGGUUUGAAAAAAAAUAGCAACAUAUUAACGUUGAAAAAUUUAUUUACUACCACAGCAUUUAAUGAUACUUCUUUGUGCUUUGUUUAUGACUACUAUCCCCUGAGUAUAACUUUGAAAGAUUACUAUUUUAUGCAUAAAAUUACAAAGAACAAUAAAACAGAAGAGGGAAAUGACGAUGACUUAGUUUUAAAAAAAUCCAGUGUCACUAAAGAUUACGUGUGGGCUUAUUUGAUUCAAAUAGUGAAUGCAAUUAAAGAUAUACAUGCUCAAGACUUGUAUGUGGGUACUUUUAACUUGUCCUCGAUAUUGAUGACUAGCGUGCCAGGAAAAAUAAAGUUAUUUGGAUGCGGUGUUACAUAUUUAAUGAAUGAAAGCAUAACUGACAAUGUUAAGAAUGGAAACGAAAACAUAAAGGAAAGAAUUUUUAAACACCAGCAAGAAGAUUUUAUAAAAUUGGGACAUUUUUUGCAAAAAUUUGAUAUUAAGGAAGAUGAUCCAGAAUUUCAAUCUAUUUUCCAGUAUCUAUUUUCUAAAGAUAUUACCAGUAAAAAUGUUAAAGAUUUAAGUAAGUUAUUAGGGUACAAAAUGCUAGAUGUUGUUGAUUUUCUACAGACAAAUACUGAAUAUUUAGAAUCAUUGCUAUCAAAGGAAUUAGAAAAUGAUCGUUUAUUUAGGUUGAUCUGUAAAUUAAAUUUUAUAUUACACCGACCUGAAUUUGCGAAUGAUUUAACAUGGUCUGAUAAUGGCUCGAAGUUCCCCAUCAAAUUGUUUUAUCAUUUUGUUUUCCAUCAAACUGAUGAACGAGGUAAGAAAAUUAUGGACUUGACACAUGUGUUGCGUUGUUUGAAUAAAUUAGAUGCAGGUAGUGAAGAGAAAGUUUUAUUGGUAACCCCUGAUGAAAUGAAUUGUAUUGUUAUCACUUAUAAAGAAUUGAAGCACCUAAUAGAUACUACUUUUAGAAGUCUAAUUUAA